This is a messenger RNA of Terrapene triunguis (Three-toed box turtle), 10490 nucleotides long. RefSeq names its product xin actin binding repeat containing 2 (gene XIRP2). The transcript has 9 exons. Gene Ontology annotation, biological process: actin cytoskeleton organization; actin filament organization. Lineage: Eukaryota; Metazoa; Chordata; Testudines; Emydidae. Gene Ontology annotation, molecular function: actin filament binding. The record is from RefSeq and is a predicted model, not a curated record. Gene Ontology annotation, cellular component: focal adhesion; stress fiber. The coding region runs from base 1 to 10365 and encodes 3454 amino acids.
AUGAACCAUUCGGCUUAUUUUAUGCAGUCAGGUUGCAGUAUGUUCACAGAAGCAAUAGCAAAGCAGCACUAUGUGCUCUCAAGCAGUAUUCUCUACAUCCUGGAAUUUUGCUUUGAACAUGAGAUCUUCCCUGGUGAUAUACUACAGGAAGAAAUGAGAGUAAGAUACUGCAGGCACAAAUUCCUGAUAAAGUUGAAGAGAAGCUCUAUUGCUGGCUGUCACAAACCUGUAAGUGGAUUUUCAGAAGAAAACACGAACUGGAGUGAUAGUGUGCCAUUGGAUUUCCAAGAUUCUGUCUCAUUGAAGGAAAGAAUGGCUAUGUAUCAAGCAGCUGUGUCCAAAGUAGAGCGCAGCAGCUCCUGUGCUAAUGCUAUAGAGGAAUCAGACACCUGUACAGUACCUGGUGGCUUAGCAAGUGUGAAGAAACAAUUUGAGAAAUGGGAAACUGGUCAACACCAGUAUGAGCACAAAUCUGUACAGGAGGUGACACGUAGUAGUCAGCUCACGGUAUCAAGCAGCAGCAGAGAAGCUGAACAGAAUGAAGUGACCUCCAAAGGAACUCAGUUGGAAGCCUUUCAAACAGAAGAGGUUUCUCAUGUUGAACAAUCUACCCAUCAGACAAGCAAGGCUUCUAAUUUCACUCAACAUAUUGAUGAAACAGUAGUCAAUGAAACUAUGACUGAAGAGAUCCCAAAGAUUUCAACACAGUUUUUAAAACAGCACUUUGAAAAGACAGCCCAGGAAAAGGCUCUUCUCUCAGACAGGGAGUCUGUGACACCUGCAAAGCAUACUAAGAUUGAAAAUGAGUUCCAAGAAAUUGUAUGGCCUUCUGCAGUGAGCUUCUCUUCUGCUGCCACUGCUUCAGAAAGUAGAGUACAUGAAACUCUUGGGACACGAAAAACAGAAUAUGGAACUGCUGCUGCUGUUACAGCUUACACCAACUCCCCUAAAUAUGGAAGCACAGAAGAGUUUUCCCCUCCUCCACCACCAAACAUACUACAAGCGCCAUCAGAAAUGAAAGAGUUUUCCCAGUCCCCUGAACCAUCCACCUCUCCAGCAAAGCCCACAAUCCCCAAAGAUUUAUAUUCAAAGCAAAGAAAUUUAUAUGAAUUAAAACGUUUAUACAAACAUAUUCACCCAGAAUUAAGAAAGAAUUUAGAAAAAGAAUAUUUUAAUGAAGUUUCUGAUGUUGUAUCUAGUAAGGUUGAAAUAGGCAGCUCUGUGUCAGGAGAUGUACAGCAAACUAGAUAUGUCUUUGAAAACACUGGUAAUAGCUCUCAGAAGUGUAUAAGCCCUGAGAGAGAAUACCUAGAAUGGGAUGAAAUCUUAAAAGGAGAGGUUCAGUCUAUGAGAUGGGUCUUUGAGAACCAGCCUUUGGAUUCAAUCAAAGAUGAAUCUCCUGAACUGAGCAACAUUAAAAGCAUUGCAGAUCAAGAAAUCAUUGCAGGUGGAGACGUAAAAUAUACUACCUGGAUGUUUGAAACACAACCUAUCGAUGCACUGGGUACACAUUCUUCAAACUCUGCAGAAAAUACAGACAAAAUUCCAGAUUUAGCUAGAGGAGAUGUCCGCACAGCCACGUGGAUGUUUGAAACCCAACCAUUAGAUUCAAUGAAUAAAAUUCAUCAUGACAAUGAACAAGAUGAAACUUUCAUUAAAGAAAUUACCGGAGGUGAUGUCAAAACUGUGAGGUACAUGUUUGAAACCCAGCAUCUGGAUAAACUUGGGCAGCUAUAUUCAGUGGAUGAAGUUAACUUGCUGCAACUCAAAUCUGAGCUUAAAGAGAUUAAAGGAGAUGUGAAGAGAAGCAUAAAGCAUUUUGAAACUCAACCAAUGUAUGUUAUUAAAGACAGCUUAGGUCAAAUAUUGGAGAUUAAAACUGUUCACCGAGAAGACAUUGAAAAAGGAGAUGUUAGAACAGCACGUUGGAUGUUUGAAACGCGGCCCCUAGAUAUGAUUAACAAAGAUUCUGUGGAAAUUAAUGUUGUUCGUGGAAUCUCUAUGGAGGAAAGCAUCAAAGGUGGUGUGCGCAAGGCAAAGUGGGUGUUUGAAACACAACCUUUGGAUACUAUCAAGGAGGACUCAGAAGUAUCUGUCACUGAGAAGGAAGCUAUUCUAGGGGCUGAUGUCUGUAGAAAAUGCUGGAUUUUUGAGACUCAACCUCUUGAUACCCUAAAAGAUAAUGAUGACACAACUCAUCUGCCACCUGAAGAAAUAAUAGGAGGUGAUGUAAGCACUACUAAACAUUUAUUUGAAACACUACCAAUCGAUGCUUUAAAGGAUAGCCCAGAUGUUGGUAAGCUUCAAAAGGUGGUUGCCACAGAGGAAGAAAAAGGUGAUGUGAGACAUCAAAAAUGGAUUUUUGAGACUAAACCUCUUGAACAGAUUAGAGAAGAAAGAAAGGAAUUUAUAACAACAGUGAAACUUGAAGAAGUUGACAGAGGAGAUGUGAGUAGCUGCAAACAUAUAUUUGAAUCAAGCAAUUUAAGUAAAUAUGAUGAAUCACAUAAAAUCCAUGUGGAAGAAAUAAGGAGAGGAACUGUAGAGUUGAAUAAAGCUCUUUUUGAAACAACUCCAUUAUAUGCAAUUCAAGAUAGUCUUGGGAAAUAUCAUGAAGUUAAAACAAUUCGACAAGAAGAAGUUUUAAGAGGUGAUGUAAGAAGCUGCAGAUGGCUGUUUGAAACAAGGCCUGUUGACCAAUUUGAUGAGAGCAUUAAAAAAAUCCAGAUUAUCAAAGGAAUAUCUUCACAAGAAGUAGAAUCAGGUGACGUGAAAACAGCUAAAUGGUUGUUUGAAACUCAGCCUCUUGAUUCUAUUAAAUAUUUUAGCAAUAUGGAAAGUGAAGAAAGUAAAACAGAACAGACUACAGACAUUAUUAAAGGAGAUGUAAAAAUGUGUAGAUGGCUGUUUGAAACUCAGCCAAUGGAAUCACUGUAUGACAAGGUUGAGAUAGUGACUGACAGUGAAGAAGUACAUAAAGGAGAUGUCAAAACCUGUACUUGGCUCUUUGAAACCCAGCCGCUUGAUGCAAUAAAAGAUGAAUCGGAAACAAGAGUGAAAUUACACACUGUGAAUCAGGAGGAUAUUCAAGGAAGUGAUGUCCGCACAGCAUGUUUCCUUUUUGAGACAGAAAAUCUAGAAAAUAUACAAGGAGAAGAAGAAAAGGAAUUCAAACGAGUAGUGGAAAUUGAUAUCCAGCCUGGGGAUGUUUCCACCAUGAAAUAUAAAUUUGAAAACCAGUCACUAGAUUCCAUACAUUUUAGUUCAGAGGAAGUUUUGGAAAAAAUUAAAACUGUGCAAAGUGAAGAUAUACAGAAAGGAAAUGUUCUACAUUGCCGAUGGCUUUUUGAAAACCAUUCUAUUGAUGCAAUAAAAGAAAACCAAGAAGGUGCUACAUUAGUCAGAACUGUUAAAGAUAUACAUGGUGGGAAUGUAAGAAAAGGCUGCUUUAUAUUUGAGACAUUUUCUUUAGACCAGAUUAAAGAUGGAACUGCAGAUACCACCACCAAGAAAACUGUUAGUGAAGAAAUAACAAAGGGAGAUGUGAAAAACUACAGAAUGCUGUUUGAAACCCAGCCACUUUAUGCAAUUCAAGACAAAGAAGGGUAUUAUCAUGAAGUGACAACAGUUAAGAAGGAAGAAGUGAUUCAUGGAGAUGUACGUGGGACUAGGUGGCUGUUUGAAACAAAACCUUUAGGAUCUAUUAAUGAAUCAGAUAAUGUGUAUGUUAUUAGAGCUGUCACCCAGGAAGAUAUUCAGAAAGGAGAUGUGAGCUCUGUCAGAUACAGAUUUGAAACACGACCACUGGACAGAAUUUCAGAUGAUGAAAAAUUAAUUGUGCCAACUAUUGACAGUGUCCAGGGUGGUGAUGUAAAGGCCAACAAACAAUUAUUUGAGUCUGAAGGAUUCAAUAAAGGCAUGUAUGUAAGAACAGUAAGUGUCAGUGAAAUCCAGUGGGGCAAUGUUAAAACUUCCACUUGGUUAUUUGAAACACACACUCUAGAUGAGAUUAGAGGAGAGGGGUCAGAGUAUAAAGAUAUCAAGACAGUCACGAAGGAAGAUGUGCAAGAAGGUGAUGUUCAGCAUGCUGUGUGGCUUUUUGAAAACCAGCCUUUAGAUUCCAUUAAGGAAACUGAUGAAAGUGAAAUAAAAAUAACCAGGGAAGAAAUUCCUCAGUCAGAUGUAAAGACAACAACAUGGCUUUUUGAAACGACACCUUUCCCUGAAUUUAAUGAAAAUAAGGUUGAAAAGCAAGAAAUUAUAGGGAAAAGUAUCAAAGAAACUUUAAAAGAACUUUACUCUCACAAAGUCAUUGAGUAUCAUGGAAUUAUCCUUGAGGCAGAUGAAAUUGGAGAUGUCAGAAUGGCAAAAUAUAAACUAAUGAAUCAAGAGACUCCUGAAAUACAAAAGGAAGAGAUUAUUAGAGGGGAUCUAGAAAACAUAAUGAUGAACCUGUUGUCCAGAAGAAGCAUUACCAAAAGAGAAAUUAUGGUAAAUGAAGACGAAAAGGGCAAUGUCGAUUUGACCAAAGCUCAAUUAUUGAACAGAUCAACAGAUGUUUGUGUUGAAAAAGAAGAGAUAGUGAGAGGUGAUAUACAGCAAGCUAUAAAAAACCUGUUUAGUCAGGAUAGUUCUGUAAAACGAGGAAUUUUAAUUCAGGAAAAUGAGAGAGGUGAUAUUAACAUGACACUCUAUUCUCUCCUUCACAAAAGGGCUGACAAUAAAAUCCAGCGUGAUGAAGUGAUAGGUGGUGAUGUGAAACAUACUAUUCACAACCUUCUGUCUUCCACAGUGAAUAAUGAAAUAUCCCAAAGAGCUAAAAUAGAUGAUUCAGAGAGAGGAAACGUUCAGUUUUUCACAACAUGCAUAGAAUCCGGAGCUUUGGAUUAUCUGAAACUACUCCAGACAGGGUCAACUGAAACAAUUACAACAAGGAAACAAGAGGAGGAGGAGGCGGAGGAGGAGGAGGAGGAAAUAAUUGGUGGUGAUGUAGAAGGCACAAAGCUGUUACUAAAGAAACAGAAGUUUCAGAUUCAACGUACAGUUAACGAAACUGACAUCAUCCCUGGAGAUGUGGCUAAUGCAGUUAAAAUUUUUAUGACAGAGCCAAAAAAUACAUCUUGUAAUGUAAAUAAACAAGAUAUUAUAAAAGGUGAUUUGAAAGCAACUUUAAAUUCCCUCAGUCAGGCCAUAAAUCAGAGAACAGUUAUAGAAAAGGAAGAAAUUAUAAAAGCCGACAUUCUCACAAUACUGAAGUCUCUUAAAGAAUCAGCCCAUCAACUGAAAGAAACAGAGAAGCCUGAUGUCAUACCUGGUGAUAUUAAGCAGGCCAUUGAUUCCCUUGAAAAAGAAAUAACUACAAAAAUUGAAGUUCUGAAAGAAGAGGUUGUUCGAGGUGACCUUGAAUCAACAUUAAGAUCUUUAAAAGAAGCUCAGCAGUCUUUCAAGAAUGUAGACACAGAAGAUGUAAUCAGAGGAGAUAUUCAGACUGCUGGACAAAACAUCCUAGAAGCCUCUGCGGAAAAGAAAAUGGUACAACAUGAAGUAAGUGGUCAUGGAGAUAUAAAAAGCACCAUCCAGACACAGCAUAUAGCCCCGCUCCAAAGUAACAGGUCACAUAAUCUGCAGAAGAAUGUUAAAUCUGUCCAUGAAUAUCACGAGGAAACACAUGCUGAAAAUGAGGCUUUCCUCAAAGAAGGUGGACAAGGUACCAAAAAGAUCCAUUUAGAACAAGAACAGAGCACUGAGUCUCUUGAUGUAGAUAAAAAACAUAUAAAGAACUUAUCUAAUUCUCAACACAUGGUCAUCAAAAAAGUGGAUGAAUCAAUGGAUAAAAGCAGAGUCCAGGGCAAUGUAAAAAAAGAAGCAAAACAUGUGACCAGCCAGUCUUCUUUCCGUGGUAAAGUGAAGAGAGAUGUGAGAACAGAGAAAUCAGAGACAUGUGGAGCUCUGAAAAAGGAUAGCACCACCAGCAGUGUGCAGUCCAUAGAAAAAAUAGCUGAAAAGAAACAGAAUCUACUUCAUGAGCAUAAAGACAAUGAAUAUUCCAACCUAAGCUGUCAGACAGAGACAAGACAAAAGGCAAAAAUGUCAACUGAUGUUGAUAGCUCCAAAUCCAGAACUACACGACAACCAAUUAAAAUGCCGGCUAGUGGGAUUUCUAAGGCGACUGGCCAUUUUCAAAAGCAAGUGAUAAAGCAAGAAACAAAACAAGCUCAGCAUUCUAGAGAGGUUUUUGCAGAGAAUGAAAUAAACGUUCAGCUGGGGCAAGCUGUAGUUUCCAUGACAGCAGAACAGAAUAUAAACAACAAACAAGAAGUAAAAGUCACACAGGAAGCACUCAAUAAAUUUAAAGAAACUGAAAGGAAGCAAAAGAGAGAUGUUCAUCAGCAAAAUAAGAAAUCUGUAGGACAGUUUAUAGGAAAGACUAAAGUGGAACCUGCUAAGUCAGACUUCCAAUUUGCAGUGAAAAAUCCUCUAAAUCCAGCAAAGAAUGCUGUGGGGAAAGAUAAGCCAGAAAUAGAUUCCUCAUCUACUCCACCACCAUCACCUCCUCCUCCUCCACCACCACCACCAUCAGUAGCAUCAUCUGAAAUUGAAUUUCCUCUGCCACCUCCCCCACCUCCAUUAAUGAUGCCAUCUGAUAGACAUAUGUUUCCUUCACCUCCAUCACCUAUCCACAAGACCAAAGCUGAGUUUGAUCAUUUUCCUCCUCCCCCACCACCAAUAGAUGACAAAUCUGAAAGUGAGUUUCUGCCUGCUCUCCCUCUUCCACCCCCACCACCUCCCCUGGUGAUUUUUCCUACUUCUCAGCCAAAGCAAAAGAAAGAACAUUUUCCAAAAUAUCCAGAACAGUCUGUGCCUGAGCCACUGCAAUUUAAUGCCAGGGCUAAAACAUUAUCAGGUAAACCAGCUGGAGUUCCAUCUUCAAAGAAAUUCCUCAAAAUGGAACCUUCUAAGGGGCUAGACAUUAACAAGUCUAAAACACCUCCAAAAAUUGAACCAACUGUACUUCAGACACACAGAGAAAUGGAUAUUACCACAGCAGUGGGAGAAAGCAAAAAUUCCACAGCUCUUGUGAAUGUGGUUAGCCAUGAACAGAAACAGGAGACAACUCAUACAAAAACAGAAGGGAUAAAAAGGCCAUCAUCUGUUUCAGAAGUGAUUAAUCCUCCACCCAAAGCUCUGCAAGAGACACCACUGGCCAAGAAAAGAGUGGUCUUUCCUCUUAAAAGAUCUCCUUCCCUUCCAGCAGAGCCAACACAAAUAAAACCUAAACCUUAUGUUAGAAAAUUUAAAACCCCUUUAAUGAUUGCUGAAGAAAAAUACAGACAGCAAAGGGAGGAGAUGGAGAAAGUGCAAGUCAAAAGUUUUUGUCAUGAGACUGUCAGAACAAACAGCGAGACUCGGGGAAGUCCAGUUCAAACAGAGUCAGAAAAUUGUGUACCAUUUAAAAAAUCAAGCAAGCAGGAUCAAACUCCUUUACAAGGUUCAGUUCCCUCUGUAACUCCACAAAAAACAACACCCUCUGAUUCUGACUUUCAAGUCAGUUUACAAGCAACAGGAUCUCGAGGUAAACAACUGUCUGCAUCAUUAGUAGUAUCAUCAGCUACUGAGCAGCUUCAAAACAUUUUAGAAAGCUCAGCAGAAGAUCACAUUAGAAAAAAAGUACUGCAAGGUUCAAAGGAUCUUACAAAACAUAAUUUAUCUUGUCAAAUGGAACAAAUCCAUCAAGAACAUACUUUGCAUAAGGCAGAGCAGCUGAAGAAUGUGGAGCAGUUGCACGUGUCCAAAAAUAAAAUUAUCUCCCCUCAUUUCAAAGUUAAAACUAUCAAGCUUCCAAUUGUAGAUCAAAGCUUACAUGAAACACACAAAGAUUCUGAGACACACAAAAAACAAAAGGGAACUAAUGUUCAAAAUGUUGUCAAACAACAAAAUCAGGAAAAACAGGGAGAAGACAUAAGUACUAACGCUAGGAAAAAACAAAGUGUUGCAAAAGAAUAUCACCAGAAGCAUGUUGAUGGAAAGGUGGUGAGAGAAAAAACACCUUUAGAACACAUAGAGAAUAUGCAAGAAGUAAGCCAAAAAGAUGCCAGUCAAGUGAAACAAAAAUUAGUUAAUGAGAAAGAAACAGAAAAAGGAGAAUUCAAGCAUGAGAAAGUCUCGGUGGCUAAAGUAGUAAGUCAGGGCCAGGUAUUAGUUUGUCCAAAAGAAGAAAAAGUAACAAUUCCAGAAAAACAAGGUCAGUUUAAGAAUAAAUCAACAGAGAAAGUAGUCAGGCAAAAGGUAAUUGAUACACGUCAUGACUCUCAGACUCAAAUUGUUGAGCAAAAGAAUGUGUGUGUUUCUGAAAAUAAAGUUCAAAAUAAAAAGUUAUCCCAGCAAUAUAAUAGAUUGCAAGAAAGCAAAUGUGCCAAAGACAAGGGCAUACAACUAAAACAAGUACAUCCGAAGAAAACAGAUCCAAAACAAGAGAUUACACAGAACAAACCUUUAUUUUCUCCUCCAUCAAAAGGAUCACAGCUGAACGAUGAAAAAUUUGCAGUCGAUAUAUUAGAAUUCUUAAGGAAACGGGAGGAACUGCAGCAAGUUUUGUCUAGAGUGAAACAGUUUGAAGCUGAGCCAAAUAAAAAUGGUAUGAAAGCAUUUCAGACAUUUUUAAAUAAUAUCCCAGUAUGGCUUAUAGACCAAGAAAGAAAGAAAAAUAUAGUUCAUAUUGCAACAGAAAAUAAUUUAGAAAGGAUGAAAGAAGAGCUAUCAGAUAUUAAAGAUCAAGCAGUCAAAAUACUAGCCUCAUGUGAAGACACGAUCCAAACAGCUAUGAUGUCCACAAAAACAGUAAAAUCCAGAAAUGACUCUGUUAGUUCUGGAGGCUUGUCACAGAAAAUAUCAAAAAUCAGCACUGGCUCCAACAGAAGAGAUUCGCACCAAACGAAAGAGGUUAUAAAGGAAGAAUCAGUGCACCGUGAAAUUAUACAGCAAUCCAGUGGAAUCAAACAAACAGAAUUCAGAACUUCUUCUCCAGCAUUAAGAAUGCGAUCGCCAUCACCUACUUAUAUAACAAUUGAAUCUAAACGGACAGAAUCUCCUCUGAAGGAAGCACUCUAUUCAUCUGCCAUCCAAAGAAAAAGUACUCCUAUUCCUCCCCCACCACGCAGAUCUGCAACACCAACAUCUACAAUUCGAAGGCCAGCCUCUUCCCCCUCUCCUCCAAGGAGCCGUUCUGAACAACUGGCCAAAUUGAAAGGCACCACAGCAAAGCUAUCUCAAGGAGUAACACAGCACUGGUCAGUAACAUCAGUUCCAGUUGUAGAAAAAAGAUCAGAGAUUGUUAAAUCUCCUGCAACUCUUCGUAGACAAAUUAAAAUUGAAACACAUGCUAUGAUGGAGCCUUCAUCCUCAGCAACUAUAAAUGAAUCUCAGGUAACUGCUGGUACAGUAAAGGACAUAAAAGAAACACACGAAGAAAAUAGAAAAGCAGAGAAAAACAACGACGUGCACCAAGAUCCAGUAAACAUUCCAGAAUGCUUAAAGCCACAUGCAGUAAGUUUUAAGGUCCCUAAGAUUGACCAGUCAGGGCUUACUUGUAGGUUUGAAGCAUCUGAGCAAAUAAGACAUACAAAAAAGGAACCAGUCACAGUAGUUGAAAGAGUAGACUAUGAGAGUGUAGAUGAAAUGGAUAUGUUAUUAGGGAAAUCAGAGGACAAUCCAGGAUUUGAUGUGAAAUCAAAGAAAAGAGUUUUUGAAAGGGGUGGAAUGAAUAGCAAAAUAAAACAAGACAGACACACAUUUAGCAAGGAUGAAUUUGUACUGACAUCUCUGGAGAAUCAAAAGCGAAAAGAUACCUUUAGAAACUCUCCUUAUAGGCAGCCAAGAGACCCAAAGGAAGGUAUAUCUUAUAAACAAAAGCAAUGUGAAGAUAAAGAGCACUCAUUUGAACCCCUGGUUUGCUUGGAAGCAAAGUAUCAUACCGACCACGCUUCUGGUCUGGAUAGAUUUGCCAACACGGUCACUGAAUCAACAUCACAAAGUGCUGAUGGUAGGCAGUCAGGAUUUGGCUUCAAGCAUGCACCUCCAACAUAUGAAGAUGUAAUCUCAGGACACAUUUUGGAUAUUUCUGCUACUGAUUCACCAGAAGAACUACUAAGGAAUUUUCAGAAGACGUGGCAGGAAAGUGAAAGAGUAUUUAAUAGUCUUGGCUACACGGUCUCAGAUACUUCUGAAGCUGAAGUGAGAAGUAGCUUCCACCAGGAAUCAGCAUUUAUCAGUGAAACUGCAACUUCAGGAAAAGGAAACAUGCAUACUUUGUCAAAAGAAAGUUUAUCCAAUGGAAUGUCUAGUUGUCGACAAGCAAAUCUUUCAUAAAUCAUGUUUCCGAUGUCACCACUGCGGCAGUAAGUUAAGCUUGGGAAAUUAUGCAUCUCUCCAUGGACAAUCAUACUGUAAACCCCAUUUUAAGCAACUUUUCAAGUCUAAAGGAAAUUAUGAUG